Physeter macrocephalus (sperm whale) is the source of this 1866-nucleotide messenger RNA. RefSeq names its product betaine--homocysteine S-methyltransferase 1. The transcript is spliced from 8 exons. The record is from RefSeq and is a predicted model, not a curated record. Gene Ontology annotation, molecular function: zinc ion binding; betaine-homocysteine S-methyltransferase activity. Gene Ontology annotation, biological process: L-methionine salvage. NCBI's taxonomy places the organism in Eukaryota, Metazoa, Chordata, Mammalia, Artiodactyla, Physeteridae. Gene Ontology annotation, cellular component: cytosol. Bases 43 to 1263 code for a protein of 406 amino acids.
CGCUCGCCUCGCCGGUCCUCAUCCGUCCGGGACACCACGAAGAUGGCACCAGUUGGGGACAAAAAGGCCAAAAAGGGCAUCCUAGAACGGUUAAACUCUGGAGAGGUCGUGAUUGGAGAUGGAGGUUUUGUCUUUGCACUGGAGAAGAGGGGCUAUGUGAAGGCAGGGCCCUGGACCCCAGAAGCAGCUGUGGAACACCCAGAAGCAGUUCGCCAGCUUCAUCGAGAAUUCCUCAGAGCUGGAUCGAAUGUCAUGCAGACCUUCACCUUCUACGCCAGUGAAGACAAGCUGGAGAACAGGGGAAACUAUGUUGCAGAGAAAAUAUCCGGGCAGAAAGUCAAUGAAGCUGCUUGUGAUAUUGCCCAGCAAGUGGCUGAUGAGGGAGACGCCUUGGUGGCAGGAGGUGUAAGCCAGACACCUUCGUACCUUAGCUGCAAGAGAGAAACUGAAGUCAAAAAAGUCUUCCAGCAGCAGUUAGAGGUCUUCAUGAAGAAGAACGUGGACUUUUUGAUCGCAGAGUAUUUUGAACACGUUGAAGAGGCUGUAUGGGCAGUUGAAGUCUUGAAAGCAUCUGGGAAACCAGUGGCAGCGACCAUGUGCAUCGGCCCAGAGGGAGAUUUGCAUGGCGUGGCCCCUGGCGAGUGUGCAGCGCGCCUGGUUAAAGCAGGAGCUUCCAUCGUUGGCGUGAACUGCCAUUUUGACCUCACAACUAGCUUACAAACAGUGAAGCUCAUGAAAGAAGGCUUGGAGGCGGUGGGACUGAAAGCCCACCUGAUGAGUCAGCCCUUGGCCUACCACACUCCCGACUGCGGCAAACAGGGAUUUAUCGACCUGCCAGAAUUCCCCUUCGGACUGGAGCCAAGAGUUGCAACCAGAUGGGAUAUUCAAAAAUACGCCAGAGAGGCCUACAACCUUGGGGUCAGGUACAUAGGUGGGUGCUGUGGAUUUGAGCCCUACCACAUCAGGGCGAUUGCAGAGGAGCUGGCUCCGGAAAGGGGAUUUUUGCCACCAGCUUCAGAAAAACAUGGCAGCUGGGGAAGUGGUUUGGACAUGCACACCAAACCCUGGAUUAGAGCAAGGGCCAGGAAGGAAUACUGGGAGAAUCUUCGGAUAGCCUCAGGCAGGCCGUUCAACCCUUCUAUGUCAAAGCCGGAUGCCUGGGGAGUGACCAAAGGAACAGCCGAGCUUAUGCAGCAGAAAGAAGCCACGACCGAGCAGCAGCUGAGAGAGCUCUUUGAAAAACAGAAGUUCAGAUCUGCAUAAUAGCCUCAGCGGAACCCAUUUUCAGUGACUUCCUCUAUGUUUGGAAGUCUAUGUUUGGGCCUCAGUCCCUCUAUGUUUGGGCCACAGUUCCAAAAAUAAGGAAAAGAUGGUUAAAAGGCAAUGCUUAUAUGAACCCCAGCCUACAUGUAAAGAUUGAUAUUAGCUGAACAAAACAAUUACAAAUAGUACUUGACAAUUUUAAAAAGUAUAUAUGUAGAACUUGAAAGCAAAAUAAAUAAGAAGCAAAUAUUAAACAGGUUUACUAAGCACCCACCAUGUACACGGUAUUAAGGAAAUCACUGUGGCCAAGGAAAAGUAAUUUGGACAUUAGUCCCACUUCAAGAAGUUUGCAGGCUAGUAAGGAGGAUGAGAUGUGAGCUGUCAUAAAUGGAUCAGCAACCAGAUGGGGACAGACAAAGUGCUAUAGGAAAGUGACUUCCAAGCUCUUCUGAAGAUGACCCUUCAUAAGAAACACAAUUUAUAUUGAUAUAAUGACCCAGUAAAGUACAUGUACGACCAUUGAAAUAAAAUGUGAUCCAUUCUGGUAUUUUUUAUUCCAUUCCUUUCUGUCCUAUUUCAUUAAUAAAAUACUAUGCUGUUUAA